CGCUUCGCCAUGACUGCAUCUUCAAUUGAGCUGCGGCGCUCGCAGCCGACGUCUCCUGAUAUUGGGGGCUUGACGGGCUCGGAGGAGGAGGCACUUGGCAAACAUGAAUUCUCUCUGCCCAGGGUAGAUGGCGGAAAAGAUGCGUGGCUCUUCCUCGCCGCUUGUUUCACGGUCGAGGCCCUGACGUGGGGGUUCCCGUUCGCUUUUGGAGUUUUCCAGGAUUAUUACAGCACGCAUGAGCCAUUCGCGGGGUCUUCCCAAAUCGCCGUCAUCGGCACAUGCGCGAUGGGAAUCAUGUAUCUCGGUCUUCCAUUCGUCAUGUUGGUCCAGAGACUGUACCCCAGGCAGACGAGGUGGUCCCCGAUUAUUGGCCUCUUCAUCAUGUGCGUGGCGCUGGCUGGGAGCUCCUUUGCGCAAAACACAACACACCUCAUUGCCACCCAGGGAGUCGUGUACGCUAUAGGCGGGUCGAUAUCAUACUGCCCUUGCAUAUUGUACAUGGAUGAAUGGUUCGUGAAGCGUAAAGGCUUCGCAUACGGCGUCAUGUGGUCUGGAACAGGGUUGGCGGGCUUCGCUCUACCACUACUCUUUGAAGCUCUCCUGGGCCGCUAUGGAUUUCGCACCACUCUGCGGGUUUGGUCGCUCGCAUUGUUCAUCUUGACCCUGCCGCUCGCCUACUUCAUCAGGCCGCGGCUGCCGUACUCGACUACGAGGCACGUCAAUCCAUUGAAGCUGAGCUUCACCUUCAGCCGGACCUUUAUGCUUCACCAAGCGGCCAACAUUUGCCAGUCGCUGGGUUUCUUCAUGCCUAGCAUCUACCUCCCGUCGUAUGCACGCGCCGCGUUGGGAGUCAGCACGGUCAAGUCGGCUCUGACAGUCUUGCUCGUCAAUGUCGCGUCCGUCUUUGGCUGCGUGGCCAUGGGGCUGCUCACAGACAAAGUCGACGUCACGACGUGCUUCAUGCUGUCGGCCGUGGGCGCUGGCAUCGGCACGUUCCUCCUCUGGGGCUUCUCGUGCAACCUUCCGGUUCUGUACAUCUUCUGCAUCGUGUACGGGUUCUUUGCCGGAUCCUACACCACCGCAUGGCCGGGCAUCAUGCGACUGGUCACGUCCGGCCAGGACUCGCGCGAAAGCCCUCGUACCGGGAGCGGCAGCUCGUUUGACCCCGCCAUGGUUCUAGGUGUGCUAUCCGCUGGAAGAGGCAUAGGAAAUCUCGUGUCCGGACCCCUAAGUGCCGUGCUACUCCGGGGAAUGCCGUGGCAGGGGCAUGCGGCCGGAGGAUAUGGAACGGGGUAUGGAACCCUGAUCGUGUUCACGGGAACGACGGCCUUGGCCGGUGGGGCGACGUACUUGUGGAAGAGAGUCGGUUGGAUGUAGGCGGAGUCGUGUUGAGGAGAUGCGGUGAUGUGGUGAUAUCAUCGUCGGGGAGUCUAAAAGUCAUUCCAUCAAUGCUCGCCACUGCGCCAGGCGAAAUGGGGUAGGGUCGAUCGACGCUUUGGCAAUUUACAUCUGUCAUUGUUUACUCCGUACGCGUACCAAAAACCGACUGCUACUCGGCAUUUCCCGCUAUUAAUAGGACAGAGGCAACUUACUUGCCUGAAUUCAACGUGGCGCGACAUGAAUAUGCCCUCGGCACGAGCCUAUACGUUGCGGUGGUCGCCGUUCAUUCUACGCUGCUCUUCGACUGCAAUUAAUUAGGGCUGAGGCUGUGAAAACUAUUUGCUGCCAGCUCCCUCCGGCGGUCUGCGAGGCUGGCUGCUUGUCUCGAAU
Molecule: messenger RNA, 1770 nt
Organism: Ilyonectria robusta
Lineage: Eukaryota; Fungi; Ascomycota; Sordariomycetes; Hypocreales; Nectriaceae
Product: major facilitator superfamily domain-containing protein
Exons: 3
Coding region: 10-1377 (455 amino acids)
Biological process (GO): transmembrane transport
Cellular component (GO): fungal-type vacuole membrane
Molecular function (GO): transmembrane transporter activity
Source: RefSeq, a predicted model, not a curated record